Strongylus vulgaris is the source of this 1416-nucleotide messenger RNA. The record is from the annotation of a GenBank genome assembly. Lineage: Eukaryota; Metazoa; Nematoda; Chromadorea; Rhabditida; Strongylidae.
AUGGGGUCAGAGCUGAUACCCUGUUUGAAGAAAAUGAUGUUAAAUUGGUGUAAAAUAAUUGACCUAGAACCUGCCAUGAAGGUGCUGGAGAGAUUAUCGACCUCUGAACGGGGUGAAGUGCUUUCAGUCUUCUUGGAACAAAAGGACUUCUCGGUUUACUUUAUCUCUGAAUUGGCAAGAUCAUUAGAGCUACCUGAAGAGUUGACCGCUGACUUUUCUCGUCAUCUGUUUCGAGCUAUCUUCUUUUCUGAUGUCACUGAUGACGACAUUGACUCUGUCUUGAAAACUUUGGCGAAAUUCCCUCCUUGUGAACUGCUCAUUCGCCAUAUAUUGACUGCAUACGUAGAAGAAGUGACAGAUGAAGAGAUGCCUCAACGGCUGCGACGAAUAGGAAUGGUUUGCUCACAGUUAAUGUACAUUGACCGAAAAUAUUCACCUAUACUGCCUUCACAAAACGAUCUGUUGUCGCUAUUGGAGGUGCAAAAUGAUGUUGUUGCAAAGUAUGGAUUCUUUACCGAAAUAGCGGACAAUACCCAUCAACAACUGCCUUCAACCGAGGACCAGUUACUCCACUUUAUGAAGAAUGCGGCCCGGAAAGCAGUUAUCUAUCUUAGUAUAGAUAGUGAAGAUAAAGCUCAUAACAUCUCACUGGCAUAUGCUGCCGUUGUUGUACCUGUGAUCAACUUGCUAUACGAAACGCGUUGGGAGUGUACUCCUCGUUCUGAUGUUUUCGCAGAUUGCAUAAAGUUAUGGGAAGACGUGUACCAGAGAACAGCUCUUGCAACCCAUCGUGCCAUCUCUGCUAUCACCAGUUUACCCGUAGCUCCAGCCUCAGCUCAGUUGGCUCUGCGAGUGCUAAGCGAAAGCGGUGCAUCUUGGCAGAGUAAGAGUGAAGAUAAGGAUAUUGUGUGGUAUUGGGCGUCAUCGAGCGAUUGUUCUGGGAUGAAAUUGGAGGCAGUGGAUAGGUGGACAAGCAGAUUCCAUGCGGAGACUCCACUGGAGUUUUUGGCGCAUAUUCAUGAAUAUAUACAGAAGAAUUCACCAGAAUGGCAAGAUACUAUGUUCAAUGGGAGUGCCCUAGACGUUCCUUCUUGGCGAUUGAGCGUUCUUUGCUUACAUGCAGCCAUCAGUGUCUUUGGCGAUAUAAGUUUGAUUUCGUCGCUAUCACCUGAUUUACUUGAUUUCAUCAUGUGUGGAGUGGUCACUGCUAUGGAUAGCUGUGACGAAGUCAUAGGGUCGAAAUUAGUAAGCAAUCAUAAGUUGGAAUCCUUAGCUGGUCUGGCACUGAAAAUGUUUAGGAGAUGCGCGGAAACAGCCCGAGAUCGCUUUUGUAACUCGCUCGAUACGGAAUGGCCGAAUUUCUUCCUACCAACGAUGUCGAGGAUAAUUGUUAGAUGGUUUACACUUGUUGAUAGU